AUGAUUCGCUCUUUCCUAAUCUCAAUCCUACUCGCUCUUGCGGCUGUGGUCCACUCCUACCCAGCGCAAUAUCCGAAAAUAACUGUUCUCGAUCUGACGUCUCGGAAUGCUGUUCAGCUUGAUACCAGGCAGGAGGUAUGCCCGUCCGGAGACCAGAGGCCGGUUUCAUUCGAAUUCUACGCCAGCGGCGCCAACUCAACCCAUGAACUCCUUCAGGACGCCCUCCAAGGUCUGCAAUCGUUCUUUGAGGAUCCCGACUACUGCUUGAAGGAUAUGGUCAGCAUCAGAGUACUCGACCUUACAAUCGCUUCGUUCAUCGGAAAAGGAGUUGCCAAGUCAUCUGUCAAGCCAAUUUUCAGCCAACUGAAGGAGAAGAUCAGUAGCCUCGGCAUGGUCCACGGAACUACCAUGCAGCUCUGUGGAAACGGCCGGACCUCGGAACACACAGUUGGUAUCACGAUUGACACGUCCGGGAAAGCUACUGCCACUGAAAAGAUUCAGCGAGCUUGGGGCAGAGGGGAGUGUGCUGAGGUUUCUGGGUCGGUGACCUCUACAAUGAAAAUAACUAUUGAGGAAGCUGCCGUGGCCGAAACCACUCAGAUUUGA
Clonostachys rhizophaga is the source of this 606-nucleotide messenger RNA. Lineage: Eukaryota; Fungi; Ascomycota; Sordariomycetes; Hypocreales; Bionectriaceae. The record is from the annotation of a GenBank genome assembly.